Triplophysa dalaica is the source of this 1363-nucleotide messenger RNA. RefSeq names its product twinfilin actin-binding protein 2b (gene twf2b). The transcript has 10 exons. Bases 105 to 1184 code for a protein of 359 amino acids. Gene Ontology annotation, biological process: barbed-end actin filament capping; actin filament depolymerization; positive regulation of neuron projection development. Gene Ontology annotation, cellular component: cytoplasm; actin filament; myofibril. Gene Ontology annotation, molecular function: actin filament binding; actin monomer binding. NCBI's taxonomy places the organism in Eukaryota, Metazoa, Chordata, Actinopteri, Cypriniformes, Nemacheilidae. The record is from RefSeq and is a predicted model, not a curated record.
UGGGCACAGUGCUGACACCAGUAACCAGCGCUACUGAAGACAAUAGGAAGACAGUUUCAACUUGGAAUUCUGGCUGAACUGGAUUACUACUGGAGCUGCUUGGGAUGUCGCAUCAGACGGGUAUUCAUGCAAAUGCAGAUUUGAAGGAUUUUCUUGUCAAGGCAAGAAAUGGAGCUGUCAGGUUAAUGAAGAUAGUUAUCAAGAGUGAGCACUUGGUGUUGGGGGCAUAUCGAGAGGUGUCUCAGAGCUGGGAUCAGGACUAUGACGCAUGUGUCUUGCCCAUUCUGGACACUCUAGAACCCUGUUAUAUACUUUACCGUCUCGACUCGCACAACCUGCAGGGCUUCGAGUGGCUCUUUAUCUCCUGGUCACCAGACCAGUCGCCAGUGAGGUUAAAGAUGGUGUAUGCUGCUACCCGAGCCACGGUUAAGAAAGAGUUUGGUGGAAAUCACCUUAAAGAUGAACUCUUUGGAACAGUCAAGGAAGACAUAUGUUUCCAAGGUUACUUACAGCACCUAUCCUCAUCCAGCCCCGCCCCUCUCACUACUGCAGAGCAACAGCUCCAUCAGAUUAAAAUAACAGAGGAUGAGCGAAGACGAGUUUCCCCCGCAAGCGGACGAGCAAAGACAGAAAUCAGCAUGGAGGGAAAAAAUCCGACUUUGCAGGGUUUGGCAUUUCCAUUACAAGAGGAGGCUAAACACGCUUUACAACAACUUAAACAUAAACGCAUCAAUUACCUUCAACUAAGGGUGGACACUAAAAGAGAGACGAUUGAGCUGGUCCACACUACUCCAACAGAAACAAGAGAGCUGCCAAGUAGAAUCCCCACUGAUUGCCCACGAUACCACUUCUUUGUGUACAAACAUGCCCAUCAAGGACAGGCAACGGAAGCUAUCGUUUUCAUCUACUCUAUGCCUGGGUAUAGCUGCAGCAUCAAAGAAAGGAUGUUGUACUCGAGCUGUAAGAAUCGACUGCUGGAUGAGGUAGAGAGAGACUAUCACAUAGAGAUCGCCAAAAAGAUGGAGAUUGAUAGCGGAGAGGGGCUGACAGAUGAUUUCCUGUAUGAAGAGGUGUACCCAAAGCAGCAUGCUCUCAAACAAGCCUUCACCAAGCCAAAGGGCCCUACAGUGAAACGAGGAAAUAAACGUCUGAUCAGAGGAGCAGGAGACAAGGAUGACAGCUAGAAUGACAAAAUGACGUCUGAUACAGAAUGUUUCAUAUCACUCUCUUUAGUAUUUAGCCUAUGAUCUCUCCGUUUGUCUGUAACUUUUGAUUCCAACUAGUUUCUCUUUCAUUCCUAAGAAACAUGGUUUUCAAAACCCACACCUGCAGGUUGUUGGAUGUUUUUAUGUAAUAGUUUCAA